Molecule: messenger RNA, 249 nt
Organism: Dibothriocephalus latus
Lineage: Eukaryota; Metazoa; Platyhelminthes; Cestoda; Diphyllobothriidea; Diphyllobothriidae
Source: the annotation of a GenBank genome assembly
AUGCUGGGACUGGGUGCAACUGAUUGGCGCCGCGUGAGGCCUGCAUUUAGACGCCCUACCAUCCCCCCAUGUGCGUCAUUUGUUAUGGGAUGCGCUAGCUCCGCGCACCCUCCCAAUCUGGCCCCAGGUUUCGUCCAGCUUUUCUACAGCGCAGACCUUAUUGGCUGUCUGCCUACCGAUGCGCUGGCCUACAAUGAACUUGUUGCCUCUAAUAAACGUAUCGAGGAAUGUCUAGGUAUGAAGGCUUAA